Amphibalanus amphitrite is the source of this 2181-nucleotide messenger RNA. RefSeq names its product dynein regulatory complex subunit 3-like. Gene Ontology annotation, molecular function: protein binding. NCBI's taxonomy places the organism in Eukaryota, Metazoa, Arthropoda, Thecostraca, Balanomorpha, Balanidae. The coding region runs from base 261 to 1886 and encodes 541 amino acids. The record is from RefSeq and is a predicted model, not a curated record. The transcript has a single exon.
AAUGAAGCUUGCGAAAAACUGAAAAGUUGGCAGCGAAGCGAUGGAGCCACUGGAGCCCUAGGAAGGUUGCCAUGGGAACACAAACAAAACCACCGGCGCCAUUUCGUCUGUUUCCGUUCACUUGUUGAAUAUCUGCACGCUGUGAGCUAGCGCUGUUUGAUCGAUAACGUUAUCGAUCCAACGGCUAAGUGUGCUAUCCUCGUGGUAAUAGCCAAAUCGAGACAGAACAGUUUGGGUAGCCAUACCGUGCUGCGAUCAAGAUGAACAACCUGUAUUUGGGAGACGAUCCUGUGGUGAUUUGUCAUGGUCUUCUCUCUGCUGCUGUGCUGGAGCAGGGCCCAAAAGGUGAGGCGGAAACUAUUGUUGAGCACGAACCAGUGCGUUUUAAGGACGUAAAAGAGCUCUCACUGAGCUAUCGCAAGAUUCUGCGCAUUGAUAACCUGUGGGAAUUUACGUCUCUGACGAAGUUGCAGCUAGAUAAUAACAUCAUUGAAAGGAUAGAAAACAUCUUCUACAUGCCCAAUCUGAAAUGGCUGGAUCUAUCGUUCAACCGCAUCGAGAAAAUAGAAAACUUGAACCAGCUUAUCCACCUUGAAGAUCUCAGUCUGUACAGCAACAAGAUAUCUGUGUUGGAGAACUUGGACAAACAGCAAAAGCUUCAAGUGCUCUCAAUCGGUAACAACUGCAUCGACAGGCUCGAGAAUGUGCUGUACCUGAGGACAUUGGGGGCACUGGGCUCUCUGGGACUGGCAGGGAACCCCGUGGCAGAGCAUCCCGAGUACAAGAGCUACAUCGGAGCGUUCUUGCCACACCUCACCUAUCUGGACUAUCGACUAGUGCAAGACGAGUGGCGUCAGCAGGGAUUGAAGAAGCACAGCUACGAGAUCGAGGAGAUGGAUCUUCUAGAGCAUCGAGAUGAGUUUGAAAAGGAGAAGCAGAAACAGCAGCAAGAGCAGGAAGAGCGAUACAGGGAGGCUUUCGUGGAAGGCUUGAGUGAGGGGCAGCUGUUUGACGAAAUGUUUGACGGUGAUAAAGAUGGUGACCAUUUGUAUCAUAUGCAGGGCGCUGAAGAACUACGCGAGACGCUGAAGACACAGGUGGUACCCAUCUGCAAGCAGAUAUUCGACGUGGGUAUUGAGAAGGAGCAGCAGCGAGCGGAGGAGCUCAGUCAGCUCAUCAGGUGUCUGAAGGAGGGCCGCGACUCCGAUCAGGAGAAGGCUGUGGGUCGGAUGGACGAGUUUCUGACGGACAAGGAGACCCUGCUGGGAGACAUCGCGGCGGCCAUCGAGAUGGCCGAGGUAGCCGGCGUCAAUGAUGAAACCGAGGCGGCGAUCGACACUGCCAUCCAGGCGUACCGGGACCGCUGCCAGAGUCUCUGGAGCCAGCUGAUGGGCAGCGAGGUGGUACUCAACGACGGCUUAGAGGAGGUCAUCCAGGAGUUCGGCAGGAACCUCACCGAUAUGGUGUCCAGCAUGCUGGAGGCGACCCAGGCGCUGUUCGCCCAGGUGCGUGACCUCGAGGCCGGCUACACGGAGCAGGUCACCGAGCUGGCGCUCCAUGUCCUGGAGAAGGUCAUCAGGAACGACGAGGACGUGGACAUGCCUCCGGAGACCACCGAGCUCUUCACCGACAAGGAGGUGGUGAUGUCGCUGGUCACCGGAUCGCACGACUUCCACCUGCAGGUGCUGGACGGGAGGGAGGACCGCAUGACGUCUCGCGUCAAGACAUGGCUGCAGAACACCAUCGCGAACCUGCUACAAGAGGAGGAGAAGAGGAAUCGAGACCGAGUCAUCGAGAUAAACCACUUCCUCGACAAACAGCGCGAGGAACUGGAUGAGUUUGAGAUACCGCGCGUGCCAGAGAUGGAGCUGGAUAUCGCACCGUAGUUCGCAAUCGCAGUUUCUGUCGACUUUCGAGCCAUUGUAGACAUUGUAUCCAGCGGUGGGGCCAGGUUGGCUGUGGCAGGACGUCAUAAGUGACUGUAUAGCCAUUUAGAAAUGACUACUCAAUGUGUGUAUGGUAGAUACGGUAUGCAGGUCUAUGUGUCGCGGUUACAAUGCAUUGCAGUGCGUUAUGAAAUAGCCAAUCAGAGGGCAUUGCUACUGCAUUCAGCAUCAGAAUCACUAAAAACGACCAAAACGAAGUGCAGGUCCAAAUAAAUACGCUUCCACUAUUUGAUAA